Molecule: messenger RNA, 832 nt
Organism: Agrilus planipennis (emerald ash borer)
Lineage: Eukaryota; Metazoa; Arthropoda; Insecta; Coleoptera; Buprestidae
Product: protein lethal(2)essential for life-like
Exons: 1
Coding region: 216-773 (185 amino acids)
Biological process (GO): protein refolding; response to heat
Molecular function (GO): protein folding chaperone
Source: RefSeq, a predicted model, not a curated record
CCUUUUAUACAUUAUUUUGGGGACUUGUCUGUUGCUAGAAUCUUCCAGAAAGAUUAGCUGGCGUAUAUAAAAGCAAUCGGAAUUCGCGUGCGGACUCAGACUCAGUUGAGUAGCGACAGAGUACAGAAGCGGUUCAGAAAGCGAUUAAAAAAGUGUGACGGUGUAAUUAUUAGUGCUUAUUUAUUGUGUGAAAUAUCCAUAUUUUAUCAAGAAUAAUGUCUCUUCUGCCAUAUUUUUUGAAUGAUCCGUGGGACAACUUAUUGAGACCAUCUCGACUCCUUGAUCAACAUUUUGGAGUCGAGCUGGAUCCAGAGGAUCUCCUGGCGCCUAUGACGCUAUCCAGGCCCGUGAAGAACCUGAUCUCUGGUUAUUUGAGACCCUGGAGGACCUUAGCAGCGGAUAAAGAUCUGGGAUCCACUGUAAAAUUCGACAAAGACAAGUACGAAGUAAGUCUCGACGUUCAGCAGUUUAAACCGGAUGAGAUCAAGGUGACCGCCGGUCAAAAUAGCAUUACCAUCGAAGGAAAUCAUGAAGAGAAAGAGGAGAAUGGUGGAACAGUCUCCAGACAUUUUGUUAGAAGGUACGUUUUGCCAAGAGGAUUGGAAUUGGAGAAGGUAGAAUCAAAAAUGUCUUCGGACGGGGUACUGCAGAUCACGGUUCCCAGGAAAGAAGCGUUGGAAGGGGAUGAAAAGGUUGUUCCUAUCCAGCAAACUGGCCAACCCGCGAAAGCUGUUGAAGAUAAGUCCAAGUCCAAAGAGAAGAAGAAGAAGUAGAUAUAUUUUCCAAAUUACUUAUGAAGUUAUGUUAUUAUUAAAUUCGUUCAGUAAGACUG